This is a messenger RNA of Mycosarcoma maydis (corn smut), 1845 nucleotides long. RefSeq names its product glycolipid translocation protein. Gene Ontology annotation, cellular component: endoplasmic reticulum membrane. Lineage: Eukaryota; Fungi; Basidiomycota; Ustilaginomycetes; Ustilaginales. The record is from RefSeq and is a predicted model, not a curated record. The transcript has a single exon. Gene Ontology annotation, biological process: dolichol-linked oligosaccharide biosynthetic process; glycolipid translocation. The coding region runs from base 1 to 1845 and encodes 614 amino acids.
AUGGCAGACCCACGUAAGACCGCUGCGGCGGGCGCAGCUUCCUCCGCAUCGACAUUGAUCCUCCUUCAAAUCUGCUCGCGCAUUUUGACCUUCGUUCUCAAUCAGCUUCUUGUCCGCCUCGUCUCUCCGAGCGUCUUUGGUCUCGCUAACAUCCAGUUGGAGCUGUUGAUCUCCACCAUCCUCUUUCUUUCACGCGAUGCGUUUCGUACGAUUCUGAUCCGUAAUGAGUGCCUCGCCACGUCUUCCUCCACCAUGGGUCAAGUCAAGAUUUCUGGCGCAAGAAAGGGAUCCACAAAUUCGGUCCACAACCUCUCGCUACUCCCCAUCCCCAUCGGUUUCACUCUCACAAUGGCUGCAUGCACCGUCUACAUCCGUUACAUCUCGCCCGAGGCCAUGCGAUUCGUACCCACGUUUCGUGUUAGUAUCGCGCUCUACGCAUUGGGUGCUCUUAGCGAGCUCGUUUGCGAACCGCUCAUCAUCCGAGCUGUAAGGCUCGGCCAUCCCACGUGGAGAGUCAAGGCCGAAGGCAUAGGCGUGUUUGUCAAAACUACCAGCACCAUUGCCACCAUUGUCAUCGUACCUCGCUUGAACAUUGCGUCUUUGCAAACAUAUCUGGUGGACGAAAGGGCGACGGCGUUGUUUGCAUUCGGUAUAGGACAGGCGAGCUACAGCUUUGUGAUUCUGGCUGUACUCAUGGUGUUGUUUUUCCAGGAAUAUGGGGUGAGCGACACCCUGGAUCUCUACAUUGCUCGACCCGAUUCGCUCCGAGGUGCUGAGAAGCUCAAAGGAACAACGAGGACGAUCUGGUUUGAUCGACGCACGCUCUCUCUAUGUGCAACAAUGGCUCAACAAGGCUUGCUCAAACACUGUCUGACGGAAGCAGACAAGUUUGCCGUGGCCAGGUACGCCACGCUUGAAGACCAAGGCGGCUACGCACUGGCUUCGAACUACGGCUCGCUUGUAGCGCGCAUUCUGUUCCAGCCUAUCGAAGAAACGACGCGCAUCGUGUUUAGCGCCCAACUGCCAGCGCUUGAUUGUACAACGAAUCAACGCACCUCUUCACGACCAGAUUUAUCCGAAGACGCAGUCGAGAGGGUUGGAUCGAUGCUAUGUGGAUUAUUUCGAAUGCAUAUCUUGCUGGCAUGCUGCAUGACGGCGUUUGGUGCGCCGUUGAGCACGCCGUUCCUGUACAUUGUUGCCGGCCCACGCUGGGCGUUGGAGACAAGCGCGCCUACGAUCCUGGCUGCCUACACGUGGUAUUUACCCAUCAUGGGUAUCAACGGGAUUGUCGAAGGAUUCGUGCAGUCCGUAGCUAGCGAAGCACAGGUAAAUCGGUACAGUCGAGUGCUUCUUGUUGCCAGUGCUGGAUUUAUCAUGGCGCUGGCGAUGAUGAAUGUGCUGGUGGAUCGGAGCAAUGUGAUGGAGUUCGUGUUGGGCAAGACUGCGUUGGUGUGGGCGAAUGCGUUCAGUCUAGCUAUCAGAGCCGCGUGGUGUUGGAGCUUUGUGAUCGCGUACGUUGGACGUGCUGCAACCAACAAGAAGCACACUUUUGACGUCUCACCUCGUGCAGCCCUACCUAGCUCAUCGACGCUAGUCAUGUUCGCUCUUGUCGCUGCAAUGCUGCGCGUCGCCACGCCGACGCUCAUGCCAAACACCUCACAGCUCUCACUCACCGCCCACGCCGGCCGUUGGUCAGCAUUGCGCCUCCUCCUCCCCACACUCACCCUCACCGCUAGCUGCUUAGCUACCGUACUGUGCACCGUGAUUCUCGUCGAACGACAUCAGCUACAGCACGCGCUUCGCUCACUAGGUCGAGCGGGAAACCAGACACGCAAAUCCCAAUGA